Molecule: messenger RNA, 1362 nt
Organism: Penicillium malachiteum
Lineage: Eukaryota; Fungi; Ascomycota; Eurotiomycetes; Eurotiales; Aspergillaceae
Exons: 2
Biological process (GO): autophagy; autophagosome organization; protein autophosphorylation
Cellular component (GO): autophagosome; cytoplasm
Molecular function (GO): ATP binding; protein serine/threonine kinase activity; protein binding
Source: RefSeq, a predicted model, not a curated record
AGACCUCUGGAAUUUUUCCGCCUGGAUGCCCUGGCGACUGAAAAUGGCACGAUCGAGACAAAGUGCUUUUCCGACCGGGCUCGGGAUAUCCUCCCACAAAAGGUCGAGAGGCUAUGGGACACUCGACGGUUGUUGGGUAGCAGUGCCUUCGGUGAUGUCGUUCUUCAACAGGCCCGCGGGACGGAACAGAUGAGAGCCCUCAAAAUCGUCGUCAAAAGUCGGAUGGAUCGCGAUGAGGCCGCAGUGGACUACCACAAGGAGCUGAUAGCACUGACCGACCUCGCUAAGCACCAGCACCAGCAGCAGGAAGUCCUGGUCCGGUUCAUCGGGUGGUUUGAGGACCCAUCAGCGCUCUACCUGACGACGGAGUAUUUCCCCCUUGGGGAUCUGAGCCAGCAUAUGCAGCUGACGAUCCCUGAGAAUGAAGUAGAGGAGAUUACAACAGAUGUACUCCAGGGGCUCCGCAUCAUGCACAGGCUAGACUUUGCGCAUCGCGACCUCAAGCCAAAGAAUAUAUUCGUUGCCGCCAAGCCCCCGGACUCCCGCAGCUGGUGGGUCAAGCUGGGGGACUUCGGUAUCAGCAAGAGAGCACGGCCAGGGGAGACCCAGUUCCACACGCAGGUGGGGACACCGCACUAUGAAGCCCCCGAAAUCAGCGAUCCCGAACGAUCCACCUCGUUAUACGACAAGUCAGUCGACAUUUGGUCUCUCGGGUGUGUCGUCUACCAGCUCAUCUUCAAAAUUGUGCCUUUCCAAACGCAGGGUGACAAAGACCGAUUCUACCAAGGCCAAAAGCCUUUCCCGGGCGUCGCGCUUCAUGGUAGAAUAGGGGCCGAUGGCAUGGAGUUCGUCCGACGUCUGAUCACCCCACGGCCUGAAGAGCGCAUUUCCGCAGAGAGGGCGCUGGAAAUGUCGUGGCUGUCGCAGAAGGCACGCGAGCCCCGCCCCCAGAAGAACGAAUCAACACGCCGAACCUUUAUGGAAGGCACAAACCCCCGGCGUUUCGUCCGAGACCAAAUCCCGGCGCAAAAGGUCUCGCAAAGGUUUUCGCCACAGUCAAUGGAAGAAAAUACGGAAGAUUGCAUGACGCUGAAUGACCAUUCUGGGUCAGUUUGGCGUGUUGCAUUCUCACCAGACGGCCAGUUACUAGCAUCGGCAUCCGAGGACAAGACGGUCCGGCUCUGGCACUCUGCAACAGGGAAACUCCAUCGUAUACUGCGAGGACACUUAGAUGGGAUCCACUGCAUCGUGUUCUCGUCCGACGGUCGGCUGGCGUUCGCAUCGGGGGAUGGAACCGCUCGAAUUUGGGAAUGUAUGGAUGACAGGGCCUCGGUCAUCCUUGAAGGCCUAGAACGACGAUGA